CCUCCCUACCUCCAUCUCUGAAAAUCCGUGUAUUCGAUUUCCUUUUCCAUACCUCCGUUGGUAAUUUCUCUCUCCUCUCUCUCGAUUUCAUUACGGUAACAUUUCAUUUCUCAAAAACCCUAAUUUCCUCACAGUAUUUUGCCCUUUUAUUCUUUCUGUUCUGAUAGAUUCGGAGUAGUUUGAUUUCUAGGGUUUCUUCUCGAAAUCUUUACGAAUUUUCCGCUCUGGUGGGUCUGAUGAUCUCUUUUGGUAAAUUCGAUUGAUUUCUAGGGUUAUUAUUGUAAUCUUCAUCAUGGAAAUGAUUUUAUAGGUUUUUUUUUCGUUUUUUUGUUUUUCCAGUCACGACUCCAAUUCCAGGCUCUUCCCUAAAAAAAUCACUGCUUUUUGAGGGUUUUCUUUGCAAGAUUUCAUUUUCUUCUCAUCUCAUGGUUUUGAUUUCGAUCGAUGGUUAGUCCAUAGAUGGGAACGAUUUCCAGGGCUUUUUCGGUAUUCUUGACGAGAAAUGGGUGCCCUAACAGAGAAUCGCAAGCGCUUUAUUGACAAUUUCAGCUUGAGCCCUGCGUUCGCUUCUCCUUAUUUUUCCAAUCCAGAGUUCGAAGUUGACCUUCCGCCCUCAAAAAAGCUCAGAAUUCCGUCAAUGCCAUCUGUUCCUGACGGACCCAGUUCAUCUGAGGCCCCUGGGUGUUCGAACUCUAGGCUCCGCAGCUGGCCGCCACCUCAGCCUUUGAGCCGAGCCGUGCAUGCCCCACAGAGAAGUUCAAAGUUCUCCCGGCCUGCAAAUCCGGCAAAGAAGUCCCAGACGGAGGGGAGUGGCAUCGGUGGUGUAAUGGGGCUUUUUCAUGGUGUGAAUCGUGUGAUGGCCCGUUUUGGUCAAUGGUGGUGGAGAAAGGGUGAGCCGGCAGCUGAUACUGAGCGGUUGAGUAAAGACAAUUACCAGAGACUGGUUGAAGUGCAAGAAGGUCAUUCGAUCGUUUCGGACCCGGCGAGUGGCGAUGUGUGUUUUCCAGAACCAAAGGUCCCGGAUUCUCUUUUCUAUCCGUCGCCCUCGGCUGUGGUAUCUGAUUUGACAGGUUUGACCCCAAUAGCUGAGAAAGGGAAAACAGUAGAUAUUACCAAUUUGGUAAACCAUGAAGUGGAUGAGACGCUGGUUGGGAGGCCACCUGCCUACAAAGAACUGUACGAGUCCUCAAAGAAACGGGAUCCAAAAUUGAUUUCAUUGGAUUUUGAGCUCAGGUUAACGGAAAAGAAGAUGUCUUCAUUCAAGAUUGCAAGCCAGGCACAGGAAGUAAAAGAGGUUGUAGGUCGCGAUGCUUUUGUCGCUCUUACAGAUGAGGAAGAGGUUGCCGUUUACGAUGCUUUGUUUGGUCCCAAUAGGCGAGGAGUCUUAGUUACACAUGCGAAUUCUAAUAUUGUGAUAACCAAAGAGAAGUUGAUGUGCUUGAGACCUGGUGAAUGGUUGAAUGAUGAGGUCAUAAAUCUGUAUCUUGAAUUAUUGAAGGAGAGGGAAAAAAGGGUACCAAAGAAGUUUUUGAAGUGCCAUUUCUUCAACACUUUCUUCUUUAAAAAGCUUGUUAGUGGGAAGAAUGGUUAUGACUUCAAAUCUGUCAGACGAUGGACUACCCCAAGGAAGAUAGGGUACGGCCUUAUUGAAUGUGACAAAAUAUUUGUCCCGAUACACAGAGAGGUGCACUGGUGCUUGGCAGUUAUUAAUAUAAAGGACAAAAAAUUCCAAUACCUUGAUUCGCUUGGAGGCAAAGAUGCCCAAGUGCUUAAAGUACUGAAUGGAAGCUACAGAAAUUUCGGUGGUCUAAACUCUUUAGAAAGGUUUCAGGCUAGAUACUUUCUGGAUGAAGUAAAGGAAAAGAGUGAAAGGGAUGUUGAUUUACGUUCAUGGAAGCAAGAAUUUGUCCGUGACCUUCCUGAACAGCAGAAUGGGUGGGACUGUGGCAUGUUCAUGAUUAAGUAUGCAGACUUCUACAGCAGAGGUUUAGAACUUUGUUUCUGCCAGGUAAACAUGCCCUAUUUCAGGAAGAGAACGGUGAAAGAGAUUUUGAAUUUGAGAGCUGAAUGAUCCAUGAGAUGUGUCAGAUUGAUUUCAAGCAAUGCAAUGUACAGUAGCAGAUGGCUGCAUACUUUGUGGGGCUUGUAGAGAUGGCGUGGCAUUGAGAGAUUCCCCAGGCUUUCCGAGAGGCGGCCCUUUGGCACUUCCAUAACUAAUGGAUGGAUUUGCAGUGGAGAACAUUGCUGUUCUGGCAUGCGAAUGCAGCUCCCGAUUGAUCUAAACCGGCUCAUCAAGAUCUAACCAGAACUAGUUUUUGCCAGCAUAGAGCCCAACCGUGCACGAUGGGCAAACUGUGACAUGGUGGCUCCUGUAUACUACACAAGAUUGAACAGGUAAGGUGUGAUUGGCAGAGGGUGGUGGGUGCCCAGGUUGGGUGUUUUGGUAGGAUAAAGUACAUCAUUUCUUUCCGAGUUUCUCAUAGAGUUAUGGUAGUUUUUAGCCACUGUUGGUACAUUUCAAUAGCAGUGUAAUCUAUUCAGAGUUGCAAUGGCGUGAAUGCUUUUUUGUGAUCAUGUGGUUUGUUUGACUCAAACUUUGCUGAUCUUCUGGCCAUCAAUGGAAAUAGAGGAUUGGAAUCCAACGUACACCAACA
Magnolia sinica is the source of this 2654-nucleotide messenger RNA. Its product is annotated as putative ubiquitin-like-specific protease 1B. The record is from RefSeq and is a predicted model, not a curated record. Gene Ontology annotation, molecular function: deSUMOylase activity. NCBI's taxonomy places the organism in Eukaryota, Viridiplantae, Streptophyta, Magnoliopsida, Magnoliales, Magnoliaceae. Gene Ontology annotation, cellular component: nucleus. Gene Ontology annotation, biological process: protein desumoylation. Bases 503 to 2071 code for a protein of 522 amino acids. The transcript is spliced from 10 exons.